CGCCCUUAAUAAAGUUUGUCCCACGUCGCUCCCCGUCCUUUCCUAGGCUGUUCGGCAUGUGAGAGUCCCGGCUUCUUUAGAGACAGCAGCGAUGGCGUUCCGGUGUCAGCGGGACAGUUACGCCCGGGAGGUGCGAUCUGUCGCGGGAGGGACUCCAAGCUGCCGGGCCAACGGGGCGUUCAGCACCACCGUGGUGUCCUGCAGUCCCGCGGAGUUGCAGACCGAAGGGAGUAAUGGCAAGAAGGAAGUGCUGAGCGGUUUCAACGUGGUGCUGGAGGACACGCUGCUUUUCCCGGAGGGCGGUGGACAGGUACCAGGCCAGUCCCUCAGCCCGACCCCCUCCCAAGCCCCUGACGCCUUUGUGCUCGAGUGAAAAUGCUCUCCUACGCUUCCCAGCCAUAAAGAAUCCAGAUGGAUGUUAGUUCACUUCAUUAUUUAUUCAAUAAAUGGGGAAGGGAUUCAAAAAGUUCGUGGAAAACCUGCGUUAUGUAAGUUAUGUAAACUCUAUGUGUGGAGUUCAAAUUUUUUUACAUGAAAAUAAAG
Molecule: messenger RNA, 543 nt
Organism: Tupaia belangeri chinensis (Chinese tree shrew)
Lineage: Eukaryota; Metazoa; Chordata; Mammalia; Scandentia; Tupaiidae
Product: alanyl-tRNA editing protein Aarsd1-like
Exons: 2
Coding region: 92-373 (93 amino acids)
Biological process (GO): regulation of translational fidelity
Molecular function (GO): Ser-tRNA(Ala) deacylase activity
Source: RefSeq, a predicted model, not a curated record